CAUCGCAGGCUAUUCUCCGCACGUGUUUCGAAGAAUCUGGUGUCACGUGCGAGAUGAGCCCCUCGACCCGACCGACGAUUGCAGGUGGAUUGCAGCCGACGCCCAUUCCCGCCAUCUCCUCGCCUGCUCCGCCCCGCGCUAAUCGCACCGCCUCCGUCGCGCCUCCACCUGAAACUUCUGCCUCGCCGAUUACCUCAGCGAGAAAAAUUCCUCCUUUUUUUUUUUGACUUCAUCUCUUCAAAAAAUCAUCUUUCCCCCUAGAUUAACCGAUCAAAAUCCGAUCUUUAUGCAGUUUGCAACACGAACUCGAGCAAUACUGUGAUCCAGAUCUUCGACGCCACCUUUUCGCCCUCUUCUACUCCUCCGCCGCCUCCGAACGCCGACCUGGCCCCUCCGCCGCUGGAUGUAGCAGUGACCCCAACCACAGGCGGAGAAGGAAGGUCUACGGCCAGGCCUCAAUCACUAUCGGAAAUGGCUGCGGCUGCCUCUGCUCUCCCCGGAGCUUUUGUAGACUUUGCCAAGCGGUAAAAAUGGGCUAACUGCGCCCGAGCCAUUUCCGGCUCAAUUGAACCAUUCUGACACUUCUAAUCAAGACGACGAACCAAACUGGUCGGGCCAGACCCGAUUCGACCAUUCCGGCUCACAACCUAACGCUAAUCAGCCCCCCACCGUCGUCCAUAAACCCCGAACGCUAAGCCACUCGUUCCGACCUGGAAGAGGAAUCUCGUAAAUGGCGUGCAAGGCUGUGGCGAUCUGGUCGAUGCUGCUCUCGGAGCGGCCACGGCGCCUCUCCCACAGAACUGUUCUGGCUUCCUCUCCUCCGCUCCUUUGGCGCCGAGGUAAGGCUUGGUUUGGAGGCACCCAGAUUCGGUGCUCUCACGGUGUCGCCCCAUCGGCCGCCUCCCCUCAGGACGAGCAGGGCCCGCCCCAGGAGGCCGUCCUUAAGGCCAUCUCGGUAUCAAAAGCUGAGGGAAGGGUUACACAGACAACCAACCUUGUUAUUGGUGGUACAGUGGUUAAUGAUUCUACUGAUGAAUGGCUUGUUUUAGAUAAGAAGGUUAAUUCAUAUCCCAUGGUCAGACAUUUUACUGCAAUUGGAAUUGGGGGUGAUGAAUUUGUCCAAGCAAUGGUUGUUGCUGUUGAAUCUGUGAUCCAGGAAUCAAUUCCUAAGGGUAGCGUCACUCGGAAAGUAUCAUCGAGGGGCAAGUAUGUAUCAGUAAAUAUCGGACCUAUUCAUGUCGUCUCUAGUGAACAGGUUCAAGCUGUAUACAAUGCCAUGAAGAGCGACGAUAGGAUGAAGUAUUUCUUAUAAGCCAUAUGUUUCUGGCUCAUCUUGGAGUGGAUUAUCAAUGCCAAUUCGCAGGGUUCUCUUGAUGACCAUAUCGAUUCUUCCUGAUCGACUCGAGGCAACAAAAGCUCUGAAGCAGGUUUUCUGCCUCCUACUUAUCCAUUUUUUGAGCAAGUAGUGUGUUUCAUUAAAAUCUUUGCCAGAUGAGUUUGUUAGAAAAAUGUUAUCAGGUACAUGAUAAAUAAAUUAUAUGAUUAGUAUGUAUAAUAUUAAUCGAGCUCCAUGAUCACAUUUGUUAAAAAAAAAUGUAAUAGAGUUCAUGAUACAUUAUGUGUGUGAUCAGUAAUCCACAUGCUGAUAUUAAAAUACAGUCAAUUAUUGAAUUGAAAAGAUGAUAGUUUAUAAUUUAA
This is a messenger RNA of Zingiber officinale, 1698 nucleotides long. RefSeq lists its product as uncharacterized. The transcript has 5 exons. Lineage: Eukaryota; Viridiplantae; Streptophyta; Magnoliopsida; Zingiberales; Zingiberaceae. The record is from RefSeq and is a predicted model, not a curated record. The coding region runs from base 731 to 1312 and encodes 193 amino acids.